AUGGAUCCCUCUAACUAUGGGUCCAUCCCUGUUAUUGUCGCUGUCAACGAGACUCUCAUUCGCAUCAGUUCCUUAACCCUCACCGAUGUUCGUCUCUGUUUCCCGAUGAACUGUGCCCAGACCCAUGUCGAACAUUUUUCCUUCACUUCGCCUCAAACCGACCAUCGCCAACCAACUCUUGCCGAAACAAAGGCAAUGCUAACGAUGAUAGAGCUCAUGCCAAAUUUAGUCUCACUCGCCAUCUCCGACCAUAAUAUUCUUGCGGACGAAACUCUCGCACUUCCCCUCUCGCUUCCUCGCCUGCAAAUGUUAUCAUUCGAUGGACGGUUCUCUGGCUUUGAGUUUCUCUGGAAACACCUUCUUAUUAUGCCUCAUACCCAGCUCAAGCUUCGGUUACGCGUUACUGGGAGUGACAGCGUUCAUGACAGUGCUUUCUACACGGCAAUUGGGGCACAUUUGAAGCGUCGGGGACAGGCUGCACCGCAAGAUCAUACGUACCGGGUCACGAUAGACAACCACGUUUGGUUUGUCCACGGAGACCCACCACUGUUUCAGACUGUCAAAGUCACCGAAAUCCCCCAUGCACCCACGGCCGCGAUCUCUCUGACUCCGAUCGACAUUGUUCUUGAGUUCGACGACUUUUUUCAGCAUGCUGCACAAUAUUCUCUCCUUCAUCUGUGUGAUCUGACGGAAGACCACACCAGAAUGCGCGUAGAGCACUUGGAGAUCACUUCUAACCUUGCUUACGCCAACCUCGGGUCUGCACGCCCCGACGAGUUCAGCCUUCUUGGGUGGCAAGGGUUGAAAACGCUAGUCUUAGGGGAUAUUUGGUGUACAGGCUGGCUGAUGCCUCACCUUCAGCGGCGCCAAGGUUCCCUUUUCACGGUCUUCCCAGAACUCAAACAGCUGGAACUUCGCGACAUUCAACCUGAUGGAUACGAGAUCUUCAUGGAUUUGUACGAGAUGGAGAGGGCGAUCAAACGCAUCUUCGUGAAUCUACGGGCAGGACUAGAGGCAAGAGGACGAAGUGACAGCCAGAAAAUGAAAACUCUCGCUAUCCAUGGUUCCUGCGUGCCCAAAGAUUGGAUGGUGUCCGAAGUCACCAUAGACUGGUGUAACUUGAGCAUGAUAUGGGAUGGAGAGGGCUGGGAAGAUCAUUGGGAGUCACCAUUUCACGAUUAG
Stereum hirsutum FP-91666 SS1 is the source of this 1182-nucleotide messenger RNA. RefSeq lists its product as uncharacterized. The record is from RefSeq and is a predicted model, not a curated record. The transcript is spliced from 2 exons. Bases 1 to 1182 code for a protein of 393 amino acids. NCBI's taxonomy places the organism in Eukaryota, Fungi, Basidiomycota, Agaricomycetes, Russulales, Stereaceae.